UGAGUUAUUUGUCACAACCACAUACAAACUCAAACACACACAACACCGGCAGGUACAUUAAACACUAAAUAAAACGAAAAAAAAAUAUAUAUAAUUACACAGUUAACACAGACACUUACACAUACAAUGGCCCAAGACCCCGAGUCCACCACGGAAGCACUGCAGGUCCUGGAGACCACUGAGGCAACUGCUGAGCAGGCGGAAGUUGCCCCCGUGGUCUUGCGUCCUGAGCCAACGACAGAAGCCACAGUGGAGGUUCCCCAGUUGAAGGAGAAGAUCUCCUCCCAUCUGACGUUGACGGAGGACCAUCAGAAGGUAGCUGCCCAUGAUGACGAGCACGUUGCUCAGAAGGAAACAGGAUCAGCAACCGAGUUGGAGCCGGAGGCGGAAAGCCUGGACAAAGAACACUCUAAAAGUACACUUUCCCACAAAGAUCAUGAGCAUUUAGGGGAAGAGAAGGGCGAUGCCAAAGGUCUAGUGAAAGAUGCAGGGGAAGGUGAUAUCCUAUCGGAAGAAGCCCAGAAGAUGAAAUUGAAACGAGAACGAAAGGAGAGCCGCAAGGAAGCGAUGAACAAACGCUACACCUUUGGAUUAUCCACUGAGAGGUUCUCGGAGAAGGUUAAUAAGGAGGUGGCCCAAGAGGUGGUGGAGGAGGAAGACCAAGAGGAGGAGGAAGGAAGGAAGGAAGAAGAUAAAGUACAGUCCAUUGUCUCUAUUAUGGAAAACUUUGAUGCUGACGGCGACGAGGGAGAAGCCAGGUUGAAGUCCAAGUUUAAGGGACUCCAAAUGGAGGGUAUUUUCGGGGCCUUCCGCGAGGAUGACGACAACGGUGGCAACGAUAUCUUCUACAAGGAUCCCAGAUAUGAUAACUCUGAAACUGUUAGCCUCGCAUCCAUCAAAUCGGCUAGAUCAACCAGAUCCCUCGUGCCGGACACUAUCCAGAUGAAGGCAGAUUUCCUGCGCAACUUUGAAGUGCCCAGCCUGUCGGACAUAUCGGAGGAGCACGAGCCCGAACCCACGCCAAAACUAAUGAAAGACACUUCAUUCGAUGCUUUGACAGAGGAUACGGGCUACUAUGCAGAUGCUUUGGGUGAAGAUCAGCUUUCAAGCCAUACAUCCUCAGAAGGGUCCUCAAUUUUCGGAUAUGAGGAUCAGGAUGACGCGAUGGCAGUUGCCAGCCCAAAAGAUGGCUCUUCCGAGAUCUCCGACUUGCCCGAUAUAAUUAGCAUUACGGAUGAAAGCCCUAAAAAGAUACAGAUAACCUUUCAAGAACUUACGAAUUCCUUUCAGGAGAUUGUAAUUUGUGAACAAGAUGAUGAAGAGCAAAUCUCUAAAAGGGAAUUUGGGGUGGACACGAUAGUUCAGGAUUUCGUGGAAGAUCUUCUGCUGAAGAUAGUCACAAAUUUUGAAAGCCAAAAAAUGGAUGCCAAACUGCGCUUAAAGUUGGACAAGAGAAAGCUUUUGACCGAGUUAAGGGCCAUCACCGACGCUUACAUCUUUGAGAAGUACACCAACGAAAUGCUAAGCACCCGGCUCGUAGAAUACUACAAGCGUGUCCGUAACAGCCGCGUCUUCGCACACCUGAACGAGGACAAGGAGCAGCAGUACCUCGAACGCUACAACCAGGCCCUGGCCAAGGUUGACCACAUAAAGCUGCGCUUGGAUAAGAUGAAAUAUAACUACGCUGCACAGAUUCAAGAGCUGAACCUGAAACUUGAUUCGGCCCACAACUUUGUCUCCUUCACAGAGUUGAAACUGCAGGCCAAAAUGCACAAGUAUCUCGUACGGCCGGACUCUGAGUUCCUUAAGCGAUACGUCGACUGGGCUCUGCGACAAAUGACUGCGAAACGGAACGAGAUCGGUGACAUGCGUUUAGGCCUUAUCACCAAAAGUAACACCUUGGGUCACCUUCAGGCGAAACUCCAAGAGCUGGAAAAUCUCAGCAGCACUGUAAGCAUCCAGGACUUUAUAAUCAUUCAAAACGAUGUGAUUAGCCUGGAGAAGAAAGUUGAAGAGCGCAAUUUGGAUCUGAACAGGAUGCGUACUCAGUACCUCACGGAGGUUCACCUUACCCAUCACAAUAGGGAGAAGGCUCUUGCUCUCAGCGACAAGCUCAGACACAUGAAGAUCACGCUGGCCAACGCCAUCCAAACGCAGCGGUCUCUGCGUGGCAAUCUCUACGACCUCAAACUGGACCGCACAAGGAUCCGGGAGAAGCGUAAGGAGUUGACCUUCCAGGGUGGCAUCCUGGCGAUGCCGUCGCUGAUGUACGAGUAUGACAACACCGUUGCCCAGAUAAAGGAGAGUCAGCAGCGGGUACUGAACCUAAGGGAAAAUGCGAAGGCGCUAACUCGCCGUAUUUCACUUGCCGAAACGUCAGCAAGGAGUAUGUAGAAAUUUGUGCUCAUUAAUCCAAUCCAAUCCAAUCAAUAAACACAAAGGAAAUGCAUAACAA
This is a messenger RNA of Drosophila serrata, 2455 nucleotides long. RefSeq lists its product as uncharacterized. NCBI's taxonomy places the organism in Eukaryota, Metazoa, Arthropoda, Insecta, Diptera, Drosophilidae. The record is from RefSeq and is a predicted model, not a curated record. Gene Ontology annotation, cellular component: ciliary basal body; axoneme. Gene Ontology annotation, biological process: cilium assembly.